Molecule: messenger RNA, 504 nt
Organism: Anthostomella pinea
Lineage: Eukaryota; Fungi; Ascomycota; Sordariomycetes; Xylariales; Xylariaceae
Source: the annotation of a GenBank genome assembly
AUGGCCAGCAAGAACUUGAACUCCAACACCAUCUCCAAUAUCACCGAGAAGGAGAAGGAGCUGACUGGCGAGGCUCGACCUGUCAAAGGUGGUCCCACUGCCCAGGCUCAGAAGCAUGCCGGCGAGCAGAUCUCACCAGAGAUUGUCUCCGACAUCACCCAGGGCGAGAAGCGCGUCACCGGCGAGGAUGCCCCAGUCCAGGGUGGUCCGGCUGCCUAUGUUCAGAGCAUGAACAACUCCGCAAACAACGGCCAGAACCCCAGCGGCAAGCUUGACUCGUCCACCAUCUCCAACAUCACUGCAGCCGAGAAGGAGCUUACCGGUGAGGACCGACCCGUCAAGGGCGGUCCCACGGCUCAAGCUCAGAAGCACGCCGGUGAGCCCAUCAACAGCGAUAACCUUCACGACAUCACCGAGGGCGAGAAGAAGGUGACGGGUGGCGAACGCGUCAAGGGCGGUCCCACCGCUCAGGCUCAGAGCGAGUUGGGCAAGAGUCGUUCUUGA